This is a messenger RNA of Priceomyces carsonii, 708 nucleotides long. RefSeq names its product protein-S-isoprenylcysteine carboxyl O-methyltransferase. Gene Ontology annotation, molecular function: protein C-terminal S-isoprenylcysteine carboxyl O-methyltransferase activity. The coding region runs from base 1 to 708 and encodes 235 amino acids. Gene Ontology annotation, biological process: C-terminal protein methylation. Lineage: Eukaryota; Fungi; Ascomycota; Pichiomycetes; Serinales; Debaryomycetaceae. The record is from RefSeq and is a predicted model, not a curated record. The transcript has a single exon. Gene Ontology annotation, cellular component: endoplasmic reticulum; membrane.
AUGUCAGCCGAGGGGACUAGAUUUUCAUUAUAUGAUUCAAAGAAAGUAAACUUGUCUGUUGUGGCUAUAAAAUCUACUGUACUUGGUUUUCUUUUAGCAGUUAAUUGCACUGUGAUAAUACUAGCAUUCUUGAAUGUGAUUUAUGUUCCGUCGACAAUUAUCAAGAUUAACGGAUAUGUCUCUUUUGUUUGCAUUUUUCACUUCCUCGAGUUUAUAACAACUGCAGUAUUUAAUAAUUCGAACGUUGACGAUGAUUCGUUUAUACUAAAUGACUGGGAUUUACAUGCUAUCAAUGUAAUCUCCAUUUUGGAAUUCCUUAUGAAGUCUUGGUUCACAUCGUUUUCAUUCACUAAGAUGGGUUUAGUAUUGAUAUUAUUAUCUCAAAUUAUUAGAACUUUAGCUAUGUGUACUGCUGGGGAAUCUUUCAACCAUUAUAUUCAAAAAGAACGUCAUAAUGAUCACAAGUUAGUGACAAAUGGUAUAUAUAGCAUUAUGAGACAUCCCAGUUACUUUGGGUUCUUCUGGUGGUUCAUAGGCCUACAACUUUAUUUUGGAAAUAUCAUAACUCUAACACUAGGAACCUUCAAGUUGUGGAACUUCUUUAACAAGAGAAUAGAAUUUGAGGAAAAUUAUCUAACGACUUUCUUUGGAAAGGACUACUUAUCUUAUAAAUCACAGACUGGAACAGGAAUACCCUUCAUUACAUGA